AUUGGCAGAGAGGGGUGGAGGACACUGAGUGGAGGCCAGUGGAGGGAUUGGCAGAGAGGGGUGGAGGACACUGAAUGGAGGCCAGUGAAGGGAUUGGCAGAGAGGGGUGGCAGAUACAGAACGCAGCAUUCCUGAUAGAUUAAAGAGGGGAUAGCCUGCGAUGAGGUCGGCCAAUGAGGAGAGAGGUACAAUAGUCAAGGAUGAGAUAUAACAAGGGAGUGAAUAAGUUGCUUAGUGGUUUCCGUGGGUUAGGAACGGUCGUAUCUUGGAGAUGUUGUGGAGGUUGGAGAUGUUGCGGAGGUUGGAGAUAUUGCGGAGG
Messenger RNA from Staurois parvus, 319 nucleotides. NCBI's taxonomy places the organism in Eukaryota, Metazoa, Chordata, Amphibia, Anura, Ranidae. The record is from the annotation of a GenBank genome assembly.